GGUUUUUUUUUUUUUAGUCUCCAAAAGUUCCUGGGUUUGGGGUGGGAGGGUGAAAAGCCAAAUAUUACUAAUUGAAAAAAUAAUGCAAUUAAAAGCAAUCAAAGGAAGCAGAGAGGCCUGUGGAGCCCCAAGAGCUCAGGGACUGGGCUCAGAGGCUCGAUUUUAUGCCAGGAGGCUGGGCAGGAAAAAUCCUUAUUAAGUAGGGCUGGGCUGCUUCUGACGCACACUUGUGGGCUCAGGUCUUGCAAUGCUGCUCCUAAUCUUGCUUUGUCUCCUGCUUCUUGCUCUGGCCCUUCAUAGGAGGGUCUCGAAGAGCUCUCGGGGCCAGCUGCCCCCUGGUCCCACACCCCUACCAUUGCUUGGAAACCUGCUACAGCUUGGCCCUUCCAGUCUGGACAAAAGACUCAUGGAGCUGAGCAGGCACUUUGGAUCCGUGUUCACAGUGCACUUGGGCCCACAACCAUUCGUGGUGCUGAGUGGAACCAGCACUCUCAGGGAAGCUCUGCUUCUGCAGGCAGACACCUUCAGUGGUCGUGGUGCCAUGGCCUCUUUUGACCGCUGCACCCAAGGCAAAGGAAUUGUAUUCUCCAAUGGCCACCGUUGGCACACACUCCGAACCUUUACUGUGGGAGCCCUGAAAAAGCUGGGCAUAGGGAGCCGGAGCAUUGCCCAGAGGAUCCAAGAAGAGGCAGCUGCCCUCAUUCAGGAGCUCAGCCUCACCAAAGGAGCCCCAUUUAACCCCCUCUACCACAUUCGCAAUGCUGUGGCCAAUGUGAUCUGCUCUGUAGUGUUUGGGGAGCGAUUCCCUUAUGACGACCCAGAUUUCCGAAUCUUACUGAACUUGCUGAAUGACAACUUCCAAAUCAUGAGUUCCCAGUGGGGCCAGAUGUACAACAUUUUCCCCUCCUUCCUGGACUGGAUCCCUGGUCCCCACCAUCGCAUCUUCAGUAAUUUCAAGAAGUUACAGGCUUUCAUUUCUGAGGAGAUCAAGAAACAUGAGGAGAAUAGACAGCCUGAAGAACCCCAAAACUUCAUUGACUUCUUCCUGGACCAAAUGGAGAAGGAGAAGCAGGACCCCAGGAGCCACUUCUACAUGGAGACCCUGGUGAUGACAACCCAUAACCUAUUCUUUGGUGGCACUGAGACCACAAGCACCACCAUCCAUUAUGGACUCCUGAUCUUACUCAAAUAUCCCAGUGUGACAGAAAAGAUCCAGGAGGAGAUUGACACUGUGGUGGGUCGAGAACGGCUUCCCUGCCUGCAAGACAGAGACAGUCUACCCUAUACCAACGCCGUCAUCCAUGAGAUCCAACGUUUCAUCAGUGUGGUUCCUAUGGGUCUUCCCCACAUUCUCACCCAGGACACCCACUUUCGUGGCCACUUCCUACUCAAGGGCACCACCAUCCUUCCAUUACUGAUCUCUGCACAUCGGGACCCAACCCAGUUCAAGGAUCCAGAAAACUUCAACCCCAACAACUUCCUGGAUGAUAAGGGAGCCUUUCAAAACAAUGAAGCCUUCAUGCCCUUUGCUCUAGGAAAGCGUAUCUGCCUCGGAGCAGGCCUGGCUCGUAUGGAGAUCUUCCUCUUCCUCACCACCAUCCUGCAGCGUUUUACCCUGUGUACUGUGAAGAGGCCUGAGGAGAUUGACCUCUCCCCCAAGUCCACAGGCCUGGGCAAUGUGUCCCCACCCUAUGAGCUCUGCCUGAAGAUCCGAUGAGCCCUUGCCCAAAGGGGGAUCUGUCACUCACAAUUCCCCCACUUCACCAGCUCUUGUGGCUUUUAUCCAAUAAAACCAGAGUUUGAGCAAA
Trichosurus vulpecula (common brushtail) is the source of this 1808-nucleotide messenger RNA. RefSeq names its product cytochrome P450 2F2-like. Lineage: Eukaryota; Metazoa; Chordata; Mammalia; Diprotodontia; Phalangeridae. Gene Ontology annotation, cellular component: intracellular membrane-bounded organelle; cytoplasm. Gene Ontology annotation, molecular function: oxidoreductase activity, acting on paired donors, with incorporation or reduction of molecular oxygen, reduced flavin or flavoprotein as one donor, and incorporation of one atom of oxygen; heme binding; oxygen binding. Gene Ontology annotation, biological process: xenobiotic metabolic process. Bases 248 to 1717 code for a protein of 489 amino acids. The record is from RefSeq and is a predicted model, not a curated record. The transcript is spliced from 9 exons.